Scutellospora calospora is the source of this 463-nucleotide messenger RNA. NCBI's taxonomy places the organism in Eukaryota, Fungi, Glomeromycota, Glomeromycetes, Diversisporales, Gigasporaceae. The record is from the annotation of a GenBank genome assembly.
AAAGACCCAAGAAAAAUUUAUAUUAGUGCACUGGAAAUAUAUAGAUCCAGAAGAUACACUUCGAACAAGUAUAGCAAAAUAUGAAGGAUGUAGUAUUGGUAAAAAGAAUGAUACCAAUUGUCUAAUUAGCAAGCCAAUAAGCAAGUGGCACCAAGUUGUCAGCAAAGCAACAAGAGAUGAAACAGGUAUAUUCACUUUAAAACUACCAUUCUCAGCCUAUAUAGAUAAAUAUAAGCUAUAUUUAAGAGAAGAACUCCCAAUCCAGAACAACAUCCAGAUAAAAAUACUGAGCUUAGAAGAAGCAAUAAUACAAAGAGUAAUCGAAGAUAAGAAUGUUCAAAAAGAUCUAAGAGAGAUAGUAGAAAAGUUAAAAGGGGAAAGGGUGCUAAAUAUUUAUACAGAUAGGUUACUAGCAAGUGAAGAAAUAGGAAAUAAUAGAGAAAAGAAAAUGGGAAUAGGCUGA